ACCACUGAAAGGUAAGGCGAACUGUGAUUGGCACGCGAAGAAGAAGAAGUUGGGCUUAUCAAACAAAAAGAAUUUGUAUUAAUUUUUUUACGACAAAGUACGAUCAAACUAGAGUCCCCAGACAACAUGGAGCAAAUGGACGUGGAUGUGGAUUUGUCGGCCAAGCCGAGUACCUCGUCGGCAGCGAAUUCCGGCUCCAGCGGCCAAGCACAGGACCCGGCUCUGAAUCCAACAGCGGCGCAGCCCAAAGAAGGAAACGUCAUGGCUGCAACUGGAACCAGUGCUUCGGUGACCAUAUCGUUGCACCCGCUGGUCAUAAUGAAUAUAUCAGAACACUGGACCAGAUUCCGAGCGCAGCACGGCGAACCGAGACAGGUAUAUGGGGCUCUUAUUGGAAAGCAAAAGGGUCGAAACAUCGAGAUCAUGAACUCCUUCGAACUCAAAACGGAUGUCAUAGGCGAUGAGACAGUUAUUAAUAAGGAUUACUACAACAAAAAAGAGCAGCAGUACAAGCAGGUUUUCAGUGAUCUGGACUUCAUUGGUUGGUACACAACUGGAGAGAGUCCCACGGCUGCGGAUAUAAAGAUUCAAAAACAAAUCGCCGCCAUCAAUGAGUGUCCCAUCAUGCUUCAGCUGAAUCCAUUGUCCCGCAGCGUAGACCAGUUGCCCCUGAAGCUCUUUGAAUCAUUGAUAGACUUGGUGGACGGCGAGGCAACUAUGCUGUUCGUGCCUCUUACCUACACUCUUGCCACUGAAGAAGCGGAACGCAUUGGAGUGGACCACGUGGCUCGGAUGACAUCCAAUGAGUCGGGAGAGAAGAGCGUGGUGGCGGAACAUCUAGUGGCCCAAGACAGUGCCAUAAAAAUGCUAAAUACUCGCAUCAAAAUCGUGCUGCAGUACAUCCGAGAUGUGGAGGCAGGCAAGCUGCGACCCAACCAAGAGAUUUUGAGAGAAGCAUAUGCCCUGUGCCACCGUCUGCCUGUAAUGCAGGUGCCCGCCUUCCAGGAGGAGUUUUACACGCAGUGCAACGACGUGGGCUUGAUCAGUUACCUAGGAACACUCACCAAGGGAUGCAACGAUAUGCACCACUUUGUCAACAAAUUCAACAUGCUAUACGAUCGUCAGGGUUCGGCGCGACGCAUGCGCGGUUUAUAUUACUGAUUCGAUUAUUAAGAUCCCUUACAUUAAAGCCUCUGAGUAUGUACGA
Molecule: messenger RNA, 1207 nt
Organism: Drosophila bipectinata
Lineage: Eukaryota; Metazoa; Arthropoda; Insecta; Diptera; Drosophilidae
Source: RefSeq, a predicted model, not a curated record